ACAGUUCAUAUCGGGAUUCCACAACCUCGAUUUCGCUUUUUGGCCUAAGGUAGAAUAGAAAUUCAGAAAAAAAGAUUGAUAACGUGUAUACUUCGGCUGUCAGUGCACAAAUUAUGUACAGUAGCAGUACGCAGAACAAGUUCUGGACAUUUCAAAGUCAAGAGGAAUUUCUCUCUCACCGUGAAGAAGCAUGGAACAAAUACACGUCUGAUAGCUUCGAGAACCGUGAUCCUACCAACAUCUUGACGGUCGAAGAACAAACAAACCUCGUUGAUUACUAUGUAUGUUUUGUUCGAGAUCUUUGCAACAUGUUUCAACCAACGCCACCUCCUACCAUUUUUGGGACUGCGGCAAUUUACUUUAAAAGAUUUUAUCUAAACACCUCUCCUAUGGAAUAUCACCCGAGAGAGGUGGCCUAUUUGUCUGUUUAUCUUGCAACAAAAGUGGACGAAUACAAUGUCUCGAUAAGCCAAUUUAUUCAGCAGCUAGCACCGAAAUACGAAAAGGUACAGGACUUCAUAAUCACAAAUGAGCUUCUGUUAAUGCAGAAGCUUCAUUUUCACUUAACAGUUCACAAUUCAUUUCGACCGAUGGAAGGCUUUAUCAUAGACUUGAAGGCAAGAUUUAAAGGCUUAACAGACAUUGAUAAGUUCAGGCAAAACGCUGAAACUUUUAUAAUAAAGGCACUACAUGCAGAUACAUUUUUUAUUUAUACACCAAGUCAAAUAGCAUUAGCAGCACUGAAGGCAAGUAUAGGGAAUCCCCUUGAAGAUUAUAUUGAGAAUACCAUUGGGCAAGGUGCAGACACAUCUAAACUUUUAUUAAAGCUUGACCAAAUAAUAAACAUGGUUAAAGUCUUCAAGAUGCAACCAAAAGAUGUAAUUGACAAAAUUAUAACAAAGCUGGAGAUUUGCAGAAGUCAGGAGCACAAUCCACUAAGUGAACAUUACAGAGCAAAUGAAAUGCUUGCACAGGAACAGAGGGAAAAAGCUAAGGAUGAAAUAUACAAGAGGCUGGAAGAGAAUAAAGAAGACAAUAUAUCGGGAAUUGACUUCAUGAUAGAGUGAAUGACAUCAUGCUAGCUUGGUUUAUUGGCAAAGUAUUUUAUUCCAUAUAUACUUAGUUUGCCUUUGUGUUAUUGAUGGAAAAAUUUCUGAC
Molecule: messenger RNA, 1158 nt
Organism: Rhopilema esculentum
Lineage: Eukaryota; Metazoa; Cnidaria; Scyphozoa; Rhizostomeae; Rhizostomatidae
Product: cyclin-H-like
Biological process (GO): regulation of transcription by RNA polymerase II
Molecular function (GO): cyclin-dependent protein serine/threonine kinase regulator activity
Source: RefSeq, a predicted model, not a curated record